UCACAUUAGGUCAUUGUGCCAGAUCAGCCUGCAAACACAUACUUGAUUCCGAGAGAAAAUAUCACGUCCUCUAAAACGUCGAUUGUGCAGUGUUAAGCAUAUCCUGGGAAACGAUUGUUGCGGGUUCAAUGGGAUGCUAAUGGUCUAGUCGGUAUACAUUGCUGCUAGCUGUUGAUUGUUGGUAUAUAUAGAUCUACACGCUGGUGGGGAUAUACUGUGAUUUUUGACGAUUACAAUGGCAAGUCGUCUACGGAUUGCGCUGCUGCAGUUAUUGGCGAGAGAGAGAACGGCCAACAUUUUGCAGAAGGCUGAACAAUACAUCUCGGAGGCCGCUAACAAUGGCGCCAAACUCGCCAUUUUGCCGGAGCUAUUCACCACGGAGUGUCACCCGCCGAUCUUUGUGCAGAAGAAGGAGAGCAUACCAGAAGGAGAAACCAGCAAGUUCAUCUCUCACCUGGCCAAGAAACACAGCAUGCACAUCAUUGCAGGUUCUAUAGCAGAGGAAAUCAAGGGCAGUGAGAAAAUGAAGAACACUAGUGCGGUAUUCAAUCCAAUGGGGGAGUUGAUUGGAAAAUACACCAAGAUGCACAGCUUUGACGUGGACAUGGGAGAAAAUUUUUCCAUCCAUGAAUCGGAAUGGUUUGAGCACGGCAACAACACGUUAGCUUUUGAAACGGAUGAGUGUAAAAUCGGGGUAGGAAUAUGCAUUGAUCUUCGCUUUCCGGAAGUAUCCAGAUACUAUACUGAACAAGGGUGUUUAUUGCACGUGUACCUUGGAGCGUUCAGUCAGGAGAAAACCGGCCCUGCGCACUGGGACGUGCUACUCCGUGCACGUGCGAUAGACAACCAGGUGUACGUGGCGGCGUGUUCACCGGCCGCUGACCAGACUCACCACUACGUGGCGUGGGGACACAGCGCUGUGGUGGACCCCUGGGGAAAGAUAAUAAGCCAGGCGGACGGGAAGGAGACGCUGAUCUACGCUGAUUUAGAUAUGAAUUAUUUGAAUCGAGUAAGACAACAACUGCCCGUAGAGAAAAUACGCCGCAAAGAUCUGUACCAUCUUACUUACAAAUGGUAGACUAUGUUGCAAAUGGUUGUGAAAUGAUUGUUAUAUACAAUGUAUAUAAAUACCGCCUAGCAUUCAUAUGACGGUGAAAUAUAUACCAUAUAAAACAGAAGUAGUGAUUUAUUGAAUGAUAUAUUGUGGUUUAAAAUAUUGGACGGAUACAUGGCUUCGUGACGUCAUCCAAUCCACCGUGAUUUUCCAUACUACCCAUAAUCCUCUGCGUCUCCGCACGUACAAACGAACUCUGGCGGAAGUUUGCGUGAUUUUCAAGAUACAAGAAAGACAUGUAUGUUGACAAUCAGUGGCUCCUAAGCUUGUUAAUGUUGAACUGUUGGAUCUAAGUAUUGAAAUUAGUAUUGUGUUCAUGUAAAAAGUAGCUUAAUUCUUACCAGGCAUCAUGCCAAUGUAUUGAAUCAGUAAUUAUAUUCACAUGCACUCUGUAUAUCGUACUUGAACGGAUUCAGUAAUGUAUAAUUAUGAGAAAGAUCAGUGAAAUAUGUAUGUAUAAAUGUAAUUAAACAUCAACUAUAUCAA
Molecule: messenger RNA, 1600 nt
Organism: Magallana angulata
Lineage: Eukaryota; Metazoa; Mollusca; Bivalvia; Ostreida; Ostreidae
Product: omega-amidase NIT2-like
Exons: 9
Coding region: 236-1078 (280 amino acids)
Biological process (GO): oxaloacetate metabolic process; L-glutamine metabolic process
Cellular component (GO): mitochondrion
Molecular function (GO): omega-amidase activity
Source: RefSeq, a predicted model, not a curated record